Messenger RNA from Eleginops maclovinus (Patagonian blennie), 5258 nucleotides. It is a transcript of the gene ciita, whose product is annotated as class II, major histocompatibility complex, transactivator. NCBI's taxonomy places the organism in Eukaryota, Metazoa, Chordata, Actinopteri, Perciformes, Eleginopidae. Gene Ontology annotation, molecular function: protein binding. Gene Ontology annotation, biological process: positive regulation of MHC class II biosynthetic process; positive regulation of transcription by RNA polymerase II; positive regulation of MHC class I biosynthetic process. The record is from RefSeq and is a predicted model, not a curated record.
CUCAAGGUCUCUCUUUUAGCCAUCAAUGUCCGGGGAGAAGACGGUGUCGCCAUGGCCCAGUUUGUAGAGGUAUUGGACAGAGUACAAGAAGCCCUGACUCAGUCCUCUCCUGCUCAGAUUCAUGCUCUGCUCCAACGUUUGGUCGAGGAGCAGAUCAUCUCCGAGGCCUACAUAAGGAGCUUAGGCCUGUACCAACUUUCUGACAGGAUGGCGCCUGCAGCAUGUAAACUAAGGUCUGAUCUGAUUAGUUCUCAGGGAUCGACCUCCGACUGCAACCUCAACCAAGGUCAACUCAGCCAAGUGAGGGAAUGUGACCAGACAAGAUUAGAGUUUGAACCGUCAGGGGCUGAACAUGACUGCACAGGACCCACGCCAAAAAUGGAUCCACUUUCUGAACAUCAAGGGUAUAAUCCAAAGUUUAUUCAGGAAUUGGGUGGGGGGCCAGUGAUGGACAACCACUGCCUCAACCACAGGCUCUCUUCUACAUCGAUAAUAAGUGACUAUAAAUGCGGUGUAACAUUAGACGGUGAAAUGACAGAACUGCAGAGAGGUGCAAAAAUAGUGCAGAAGCUAUUAGGUGAUAGUGAAAUGACAAUAGAUGAGGGGAAUUUGGAGGAUGACAAGGAGUGGUUAGAGCAGGUAGAGGAGGCAGCGAGGCGGAUCGCUGUCCCUCUAUGGCAGCACUGGGACAGAGGACAGAGCAUCUUUCUGCCCCUGCUGACUGUUAUUACUGCUGGCUGUGCAGAGAGAGAAAACACAACAACAGAAAGAGAAGCACAGUGCCAUGUGUUCAAUAUGGAAGAGGAAACGGAGCUUGCACUCGCUUGCAGGACUUUAGAUUUGUACGGUGACAGCUUUAACUUUACAGAUGCAGACUCAAGAUUCAUGCUGGAUACAGAAGGAUCCGCUGGCACGGCAGAAAGUCCCUAUUUUCCUACAGACGAUGGAUUGGCGUCAACUGACUUGAACCAGUUCUUUACCUCUGAAACAGGAAGAAAAGUCUCACCUGAUCUGGAUGUCUGCAGGGCAGCUGACGGGUCAACAACUGAUUUGCUCUGUUUAAUGGAAGACAUACAAUGGGGCACGGACAUAGGAUUUACAGAAGACAUAACACAUUUAUUGUCUCCCUGUACACCAACAGACACUUACACUGACACACAAGACCAGUCGUUUUACUCCAACACAGAUCAGAGCAUGACAUUAGGCAUUUCCAACGAUGCAGAAAAUGUUUUAAAGACUUCUUGUGGUACGAACACUUGCAUGACUGAUGGCUCAAGGAGUUUGCAUUGGAAUAAAGAGGAUGAGGAGGGUGUGGAUUUGCACUGCGGUGCCACAAUGCAGGAAGUGGAACAGGAUCCAUUUUUAUGUCCUUUCGAUCUACCAGAUGAUUUAUCUGAAAUCUUGACUGAGGACCUCUUGAGGAUAUUUGUGGAGCUCGACCCCGAUCGGCUGUUUGACGAUCCACUGUUGAAUUGUGAAGAUGAACUCAUCACCUGCACUGAUCUUCCCAUGCCAAUGGAGCUGCCCAUCCUCGACAGCCAGCAGCAAGGAGAGGAGGACAAACCCACAGACAAGACCAACAGGAGAAGUAAAAGACCCAGAGCUUCUGGGAUACAACAGUGCCCCGAUGAGGAUACACCAUCCAGACCAAAGAGGCGAAGAGCAGCAGCUCGACCAAAACCCAAAGUGGCACAGCCUGAGCCAGUUAUCACCCAAGCCACAGGAUCAGAGUCAAGUUCAGCAGAUACAGCUGGCCUCUCCACCACUCCACCAACAAUCCUCCAUCUCCAUCCCUCCAUUCAGUUUAUCACCAUCCCAGAGGCUCCAUCAUGUCAAGUUGUUCAGACACUGCGACUCUCUCCGUCAGUAAUUACAUUUCCAAUUCCCAAUACUGCUGCUACGCCUACAUACAUAUUUGUUCCUGCCGCAUCACCGCAAUUCAAACCCCAAGUACCACCCCUCUCCCCAACGAAUGGUGAAGUAGCGCCAGUCCAAAUGAGUUCAUCCCCACGAGGAUCUCUGUCAGAAACUGCAAGCAAAGCCAUAACUCAUCCCUGUGCCUCACCCAUCUCCCCCAGCAAUGAGCCGUCUACGUGUAAGGAAUCCCCUUUUCCAGUCCUUGAUAUUCCACAGGUUGUAAAGGACUACAUUCAGGAAGUCAAAGAAUACAUGAGUCAAGCUUGCCUGGUUAUGGAGGAUGGCCUCACCCUAACCUCUCAUUAUGUGGAUGUGCAAGUAAGCCAGAGGGAGAUUCUACAUUCUGGAAAAAACACAAACAAAGCCCUCGACAAAGAGCUGGUCAGCAUGGGAGACACAGACCGACAAAAAAGCUUGUUGGGGAGGAGUCAGAUCUUUGAAAGAUCAAAUGGAGACCAACCAAAACGCUAUAUAUUGCUUCUGGGCAAUGCUGGCAUGGGAAAAACCACCCUGAUCAGAAGACUGUGUCUUGACUGGUCCACAGACUGCAUCCCACAGUUUGACUUUGUUUUCUUGUUAGACAGCAAGGCACUCUCUUUAACGGACGCUACAUUUAGCCUUCAGACCCUCCUACUAAACCUCUCCUCCAUUGCCCCUUCCUGCAAGGACCCAAGCGCAGUGUACGCUCAAAUCUGUGCAGCCCCGAAGCGCGUGCUUGUCAUUUUUGAUGGUUUUUGCGAGGUGCGGGACUAUGAAAUUCUUCUCCAGACUCAAGAAAAAGAUUUAGUAACGUCAUUACAGAAGGACAGUAAAGCACAGACCUACACAGUAAGACAGUUAUACGCUUCCAUCCUUCAGAGAGUCCUCCUUCCAGGAUGCACUCUUCUGCUUUCUACCCGAACAAGAGGCACAGCCAGCCAGAUUCUCCGCCGAACAGACAGCCUUCUGGAGGUGUGUGGCUUCACCCCCACUAACAUACAGAUAUAUCUGUCCCACUACUUCACUGAUCCUGACCUCAGAACAUCUGCUUUGGAUUACUUAAAAACCUGCAGCUAUUUACAUUUCCUCUGCUGGAACCCUGGACUUUGUCGCUUGGUCUGCUUGGUUUUAGAACAAUGCAAAAGUUUGAAGGUCCUACCGAGAACGUUAACCGAGCUUUGCCAUCAAGUGCUUUCUCUGAAAGUGGAAGAAGACAGAAAGAACACACACUCAGAGGCUGAAACUCAAUCAGAAAUAUCAGAGAAAUCAGUUCAAGAAACUAAGACAAAAAGCUCAAGUAGUUCUCCAAUGAAGAGGCGUAAUAAAAACACUCGCACACAAAGAGCAAGGUGUUCAAAAAAACAGGGAAAAAAAGAUGACAAAGACGGAGAGGAAAUGAAGAGUCAUGGCCAGGAAGCUAUUCAAACACAGGAGAGGGAGCUGCUGGCCCAGUUAAGUUCACUGGCCUGGGAGGGGAUCAAAGCAAACAUUUCCAUUGUCCCCAAAGGACGGACCAUGUCUGCCAAACUCAAGGCGUUCUGCCAAAGAACAGGGCUCUUACUCUCUUAUCAUCUCAGGACGAGGCAGGUUGCCCCAAGUUGUGAGAGUGAGGAGAGAGGGGAAAUUGGAACAAGAGAGACUGGAGAAAAGAGGGGAAGCAAGGCAAACACGGAAACUUUAAAUGCAGAUGCCAGUGAUGACCAGAUCGUGAUGUGGGCCAACCCUUUCCUUCAGAGUUACCUUGCAGGGCUCCAUUUGUCUCUGUCAAGGACCAUAACAGACCGUGCCUUCCUCCAGAACCUCCCUUUCCAAUCUGGCCAGAAGAGUCGUCGGCGGCCCCAAAGGGAGGAGUUUGAACUGACUCAGCGGUUUGCCGUCGGGCUGUUGUUCUACAGCAGGAGAGAGCUUCAGAGGUUUCACUCAUACACAGAGACAACCUUCAGAGACAUGGUGGCCGCUAAGCAGGCUUUAGUGACAAAACACCUUGAAGGUCUUUCCCAUGAUGACCUGAGCCCCAACCAGGUCCUGGAGGCUUGUCGCUAUGUUUAUGAGGCGAGCUCAUCACAUGGUGAUGGUAGCAGAGACAGUGAUAGUCAACGAUUGGUUGCUCAUCUGGCAGAGAAUCUUCCAGAAGUCUUGACAUUUAACGGAGUUCCUUUUAAGCCAUCGGACGUGUUUGCUGUGCAGAACGUUCUCGACCAGGGUGGAGCUGAAGGUAGAAGGUUUUGUUUGAAUCUGGAGGAUUCAGGGAUACAGAUUGCGGGACUCAGAGCUCUGGUGGGCCUCAACAACAUCAACACAUACAGGGCGUGCAUUGCUGAUGUCAUCACCCUAUGGGAGCAGCUAGAGCAAAGCGGUGAGGUAGUGCUCCUACAAGUGACGGUGUCCAAAUUCAAGAUCCCCCAUCUGAAGGCCACACAAGUGUGUCAUAUAGAGCACCUGGCAAAGCUGGUGAACAUACAUGUGCAUAAGAGGCUGUCAGUCAGUUCCAGCCAAUCCGAUUCAAUCUUGGCAGAGGGGGUACCAGCAGUCAAAGAGCUACACAAGCUAGAACUGGAGCUUGGUCCAGAGAAAGGUCCCCUGGUUCUUCCCAAGCUAUGGGAGCUCCUUCCAGGUCUACAUGACCUUCAGCACUUAGAUCUAGAGAACAGUAAGAUCGGGGACAAUGGAGCAGAGGAAUUAACUAAUAAAUUAGUCUCACUUGGAUCCCUGGAGAUUCUCAAUUUGUCAGAGAAUUGCAUAGGAGACCAGGGGGUGAGGAAACUGGCAACUGUGCUGAUGGAUCUCCCCAAACUGCACUGUCUAAGUCUCUACAGUAAUGUGAUCUCUGAUGAAGGGGCAGAGACUUUGGCUGCUGUCAUCCCACACAUGGCUUCGCUCACUGACCUUGAUGUCAAGUACAACAAACUAACAAGUGUUGGAGCACAGAGCCUGGGAGCCAGUCUGAGGAACUGUAGAAACAUAAAGACUUUGAGGAUGUGGAACCAGUGUAUUCCAUACGGAGUGUUUGAGAGACUUCAGCAGCAGGACAGUCGGAUCCAGUGGCAGUAGAACGAUAUGAAACCUCUACCACAUGCUACAUGUUUACACUACACACUACAUUUUGUACAGCAUGUGUGUGCUCACUAUCACAAACCAAAAAAUAAUUCUUUGCUGCUUUAUUCAAAGGGGCUUCCUGUCAGAUGGUUUUAAAGAUUCCCCUCAGCACUACAAGGAAGUAAAUUCAACCCUAACACAGUCUGCUGUAUUUGUUUACUGUAUAGGUGUGUUGUUUGGCUAGACUGUCAAGACUCAUUUUUGCACUAUAUGAUAUCUGUAUAUAUGCAAUCACAUUUUUAUAAAUAAAAUGUUUCAUGUUGUUA